AUGAACGGGCAGAAGCAAGAGAACAUCAUUGAGGAAAAGGAUGUGGGAUUUAUCCUAAGCUAUGGAAGAAACUAUUACGCCGAAGGAAUAAUGGAAAAGGAAGCAGAGAUAAGGAGGUUAUUUGAACAGGUGAGCCUGAAGCUUGGGACUAAAGAGGUGGAGACGGGUCUUGCACCUCCGAUGUGCUGGGAUCUUCUUGGAGAUAGAAAUAGAAUUCAGAGCGAGCCCAAUCUCCAGGUUGCCAGGGUUUGCAAGGUGCUUGAGGGAUACCAGGAGCCAAGAUACAUGAUAGGAAUUAAGAUGAUAGCCAAGUUUAUUGUUGGAAAAGGAAAGCGUGUGGAUGCUAGCCUUAUACAAGAGGGGAUGAGAGUUGGGGUUGAUAGAAACAAAUACCAAAUUAUCCUACCUUUGCCUCGGAAAAUAGAUGCAUCUGUGACUCUGAUGCAAGUUGAGGAAAGACCCGACGUCACCUAUAAUGACAUUGGGGGAUGUAAGGAGGAGAUUGAGAAGAUAAGAGAGGUUGUUGAGGCACCUCUUCUGAACCCCGAGAGGUUUAUUGCGCUAGGGAUCGACCCUCCCAAGGGGGUUCUUUUAUAUGGCCCCCCUGGAACUGGAAAGACUCUUUUGGCAAGAGCUGUAGCCAACAGAACAAAUGCAUGUUUCAUAAGAGUCAUAGGAUCGGAGCUUGUACAGAAGUAUGUUGGAGAGGGGGCAAGAAUGGUUAGAGAGAUAUUUGCUAUGGCGAAGGGAAAGAAGGCUUGUAUUAUUUUCUUUGACGAGGUUGAUGCAUUUGGAGGAACGAGGUUUGAUGACGACGAUGACAAUGAGGUUCAAAGAACAAUGCUUGAACUAAUCAACCAGUUGGACGGGUUUGACCCACGAGGAAACAUAAAGGUUCUGAUGGCAACAAACAGGCCAGACACCCUCGAUCCAGCACUUCUCAGGCCUGGAAGACUGGACAGGAAAGUCGAGUUUGGGCUGCCAGACCUUGAGGGAAGAACAUCUAUUCUGAAGAUCCAUGCAAAGACGAUGAGCGUCGACAAGGACAUCCGCUUUGAUUUGAUUGCAAGACUCUGUAACAACGCAACAGGUGCAGAGCUGAGGAGUGUCUGUACAGAGGCAGGGAUGUUUGCCAUAAGAGAAAGAAGGAAGAUUGCAACUGAAGCAGACUUUCUGAAGGCUGUUGAUAAAGUCAUCAAGGGAUACGCAAAGUUCUCCUCUACCCCAAGAUAUCUGACCUAUAACUAA
This is a messenger RNA of Encephalitozoon intestinalis ATCC 50506, 1248 nucleotides long. Its product is annotated as 26S proteasome regulatory subunit 7. Lineage: Eukaryota; Fungi; Microsporidia; Unikaryonidae. Gene Ontology annotation, molecular function: ATP hydrolysis activity; ATP binding; proteasome-activating activity. Gene Ontology annotation, cellular component: proteasome regulatory particle, base subcomplex. The transcript has a single exon. Gene Ontology annotation, biological process: proteasome-mediated ubiquitin-dependent protein catabolic process. The record is from RefSeq and is a predicted model, not a curated record. The coding region runs from base 1 to 1248 and encodes 415 amino acids.